UUUAUUUUGUGGCUUUUUAACUGUUUUGCUUCGAUUAUCAAAAUUUGCUUUACAUCAAUUUUACGUGGAAUUAUGAAUUUUAUUUCCUGCCUUUGUAAUUGUUUUGCUUCAAUCAACAAAGACUGUCUCACUUCGUUUUUGUCUGGGUUAGUGGCUUUUUUGGUAACAACAGUCGUCAUUCUUUUUGUUUUUCUGAUUUUUGGUGGUUUUUGGGUUGUUUUCAAUAAUAUAGUUAAUGAUCCAUUUUUCGGUGAAUAUUGGUUUAUCCCUGCAACUCUAUUAAUAAUUGCUUUAUUAUGUAUCAUCUGUUUAUUGCUAUGGCAUUUAUAUGAUGCAAUAACUUCAUGCCCGUUAGAUUCAGAAACUAAGGAGUUAAUUAAUAUAAUUUUUAAUAUUUUAUUUUCCUUUUUGUUUUUAAUGUUUUUUAUUAUAACUUUUGUCCUUAUUAUGGUUAUAUUUUAUCUUAUUUUUGAAUAUAUUAUUUAUGCCGAUCUCAGUAAAAAUCGUGUUUUUACAAAUAGAUUUAUUUCUGCAAUUCUUGCUUUACUUGGGUUUUUUGGUUCACUUGCAUUGUAUUUUUCUGGUUUGUUUGCAUUGUUAAUUAAUUGUCAUGAGUAA
Messenger RNA from Meloidogyne enterolobii, 618 nucleotides. NCBI's taxonomy places the organism in Eukaryota, Metazoa, Nematoda, Chromadorea, Rhabditida, Meloidogynidae. The record is from the annotation of a GenBank genome assembly.